This is a messenger RNA of Kalmanozyma brasiliensis GHG001, 1653 nucleotides long. RefSeq lists its product as uncharacterized. The transcript has a single exon. NCBI's taxonomy places the organism in Eukaryota, Fungi, Basidiomycota, Ustilaginomycetes, Ustilaginales. Gene Ontology annotation, cellular component: nucleus; cytoplasm. Gene Ontology annotation, biological process: regulation of mRNA stability. Gene Ontology annotation, molecular function: poly(A) binding. The record is from RefSeq and is a predicted model, not a curated record. The coding region runs from base 1 to 1653 and encodes 550 amino acids.
AUGUCGAGCUUCCGCAACUUGGAUGUGCAGCUCGCACAGUGCGAGGGCUUGCAGCAGGCCAUCCAGGUCGAGCUCGCCAACCGCGAAUACUCGUCCGAAGACGACCCUGUCAUGGCCGAAUACAUCGUCGUCAUGCUCGCCAACCAGAAGACCGCCGAGCAGAUCACGGCCGAGAUGAAAGAGCUCAUUGGGGACGAGUACGAUGGCGCAUUUACAGAGUGGAUCUGGAAGGCGACACGGAGCUUCCUCGAACAACAUGGCGCUGCGACUGACGCUGCGGAGGGCAGUACUUCUGCUGCCGCCGUUGCGUCCGGGUCGAUUUCCAACACCGGCGCUGCCGAAGAUUCAGCGCGCACGCGCAAUGCCCGUUUGAGGCGAAGCAGGUCCCCUCAGGCGUCUGGCUCGGCUUCUCGCGCUCGUGACAACAGGAGGAGCAGAUCUCCAGCGCAGUUGAAUGCUCGUCGCGGCGACCAGAGGCGGUCAAGAAGCAGAUCCCCACCUGCACCGGCAUCACAACGCCGAGAUCAUAGAAUGUCGAGAGACUACAGCAGCAACGAAGCGUGGAAGAACUCAUCCUCCACGCGGCGGGACGAACAAACCGCAUUCGACGGCGCGGCGUACUGGCGAAACAAGGCGGAGGAACGACGCAGGAAUCCACCACCGCGGGUGGGGGCUCCUCCCGGCGAACGGGCGUUUCAGAGUGCCUAUGAUCAAGCUGUGCGCAACUCUCUAGCCGACACAGCACCCAACGGAAAUGCGGGCAGGGAGCUGUUCCCGACUCCGAAUCGUAACGACGACCCCGAGCCGCCGACAUACGAACAAACAGGCGGCAUCAGCAUCUUUGGCCGCGCCGGCAUUCCGGAUCCACGAGCGGCAGAGUUUGUCCCUUCUUUCGCCGCUGUACAGCCAGCAGCAGAGCCCUCAAUUGUUGCGCCUGAAGCAGCUGCAAACGGUCAAUCGUCCAUCUUCUCGCGCAUCGACCCGAUGCUGCCGGACAACCAGCCUCCCCCCGCAGCAGCUCCAGAAUCCACCCAUUCGAGCGACUUCCCCACCGCGCCCACCGAAACCUCAAUCUGCCGCUGGAACCUCGGCUGCACCAAUCCCAUGUGUCCCUACUCGCACGCAUCGCCAUCCGCCGCAGGACCCAAUGGCGACCCCAACGCGCUCGUUCUCAGCCAGCAGAACUGCCGUUACGGUGCAGGCUGCACGAACAAGGACUGCACGCGGAGCCACGUCAGUCCUGCUGUGGCGCGCAUCCGACCACGAGCUGCUGCGCCGGUAUCUUUCGCUCCCGCUGUGGCGCCCGCACCGGUGGCACGACAAACACUGUCAAUGGACACGGCGCUCCCGAGCCAAUCUACGUCUCGACCGUGUCGAUUCGGCGCGGCAUGCACGCGGGGAGAUUGCUUCUUCUCCCACCCACCGUCGCGGUCCGGCCCUUCGAGCGGCGUUGCGUCGAGCACACCGUGCCGGUUCGGUCUGGGCUGCACUCGUGCGGAUUGCUACUUUUCCCAUCCCCCUGGUCAACGCGCCAUCGCACAGGGGGGGACGGUCAACAGACUCGCCGUGUUCGCGCAGAGCGACGAGCAGAUGGAAAUCAUCAUUCCCGGUAGCGCAGAGCGGGAGGGAAGCACGCCCGGCAUCACUACAUAA